This is a messenger RNA of Adineta ricciae, 675 nucleotides long. Lineage: Eukaryota; Metazoa; Rotifera; Eurotatoria; Adinetida; Adinetidae. The record is from the annotation of a GenBank genome assembly.
AUGAGUAAUACGAAUCGUCAAGCAGCAAACGGUCAAACAGCACGAACAUGUCAGUUCAAAAUGGUUCUACUAGGUGAAUCAGCUGUUGGAAAGUCAUCGCUGGUUCUUCGAUUUGUUAAAGGACAGUUUCAUGAAUAUCAAGAGUCAACUAUUGGUGCAGCCUUUCUUACACAAACCGUAUCUGUCGAUGAUACGACUGUUAAACUCGAAUUAUGGGAUACAGCUGGGCAAGAACGAUAUCAUUCACUAGCUCCGAUGUAUUAUCGUGGUGCUCAAGCAGCUAUUGUUGUCUAUGAUAUUACUAAUGCGGACACAUUCAGUCGUGCAAAAGUUUGGGUCAAAGAAUUACAACGGCAAGCUGCGCCGAACAUUGUUAUUGCCCUAGCUGGCAACAAAGCUGAUCUAGCUCCUAAACGACAAGUGGAAGUCAAUGAAGCACAAGCCUACGCAGAUGAAAACGGUCUGAUUUUCAUGGAAACUUCAGCUAAGACAGCAAUAAACGUUAAUGAUAUAUUUAUGGCGAUAGCAAAGAAACUGCCGAAAACUCAAGACGUAUCGAAUCCGUCGGGUGGCCGAGGGCGUGGAAACGACGGCUCAUCGAUAACCGUCGGUGGAUCGGGCAAUUCCAGAGCAGGCGGAAAUGAAAGCGGAGGUUGCUGUGGUGGUUCUAAGUAA